AGAGAAAGGGGGAAAAAGAGACGUCACAACAGAUAGACCGACAUUCUACCACACAGGAAAAGAGAGAGAGGGAGAGAAAGGGAAAGACAGACAGACAAACAGACCGGCAGAGAGACACACCGUGUGUCCCGGCGCCGCAACUUCACACUCCAAACACACACACACACACACACACACACAGAAAGAGAGAGUUAUUAGCAUUAGCGUUAGCUCGGGGCUGGGAGGAGAACACACUCACAGACACACUCUCUCUCCCUCAAACACACGCACACACACAUUCUCACACAUACACACACACUCGGAGCCAUGAUUAAACUGUUCUCUUUAAAACAGCAGAAGAAGGAUGAGGAGUCGUUGGGGGGAAACCGGACCGGGGCCGGGGGGAAGAAGGCCAGCGCGGCCCAGCUCCGGAUACAGAAAGACAUCAACGAGCUGAAUCUCCCAAAGACGUGUGAGAUUGUAUUUCCAGAUCAGGAUGAUCUUCUGAACUUCAAACUCAUCAUUUCACCAGACGAGGGCUUCUACAAAGGAGGAAAGUUUGUCUUUAGCUUUAAAGUAGGACAGGGUUACCCUCAUGACCCUCCUAAAGUGAAGUGCGAGACGAUGGUGUAUCACCCAAACAUCGACCUGGAGGGCAACGUCUGUUUAAACAUACUGAGAGAAGACUGGAAGCCAGUGUUGACGAUUAACUCCAUCAUAUACGGACUACAGUAUCUGUUCUUAGAGCCAAACCCUGAGGAUCCUCUGAAUAAGGAGGCGGCGGAGGUGCUUCAGUCGAACCGGCGGCUUUUCGAGCAGAACGUCCAGCGUUCGCUACGCGGAGGCUACGUCGGCGCUACCUACUUCGAGCGGUGUCUCAAAUAAUAUCAGUGACGGCACUCGUCGUUUACACACGCUGAGACACUGACUGAUACUUUGACCGCUGGGGGGGAUGGGGUUAGGGGAGGGGCUUCAAAUGAAGGUUUGAUCAGUCAGUCAUUGUUACGCGGAGAAUUGUGUGGCAGUAAGAUGCUGCUGUGAUGUUUGGUUAUUGUACACACACACGCACGCACGCACCAACACAUAUACACACACACACACACGCACCAACACAUAUAUACACAGACACACAAACAAAAUAUAAAAAAUACCCCCUUCCUCCCUUUCUAAUGUUUAAUUCUGAGCUUGGAGAGCAAAUCAGUUGCUUUGAGCUCACACAAUGCACAAAACACACACACAUACACACACUUGUGUCCAUGACGGAUUGACAGACAGGCGGACUGACUGAGCGCAGGGUGAGAGUGGUUCUGACAGAAUAGGAGGUCAUGUGUUUUUGUUAAGUUUUUCUCCAUAUGUACCUGUUUUGAGGGCGGGACGGGGGUAGUGGGGAGGCCUGGGGUGCUCAUGUGGGUGGGUUGGGUGGGAGUUAGGGGUGUGUCUAGUUUUUGUGCAGAGGGUCUGAGUUUGUUUGGGCGACAGAAAUCUUACAAUCCUCUUGUGUAUAUUGAAAUCCCAGCUGUUCUCAAUGACUGCAAUAUGAAUUAUGUUAAAUAAAAUAUGGACUUGAAUGCUUAUAUAA
This is a messenger RNA of Clarias gariepinus (North African catfish), 1558 nucleotides long. RefSeq names its product ubiquitin conjugating enzyme E2 M (gene ube2m). The record is from RefSeq and is a predicted model, not a curated record. Lineage: Eukaryota; Metazoa; Chordata; Actinopteri; Siluriformes; Clariidae. The transcript has 6 exons. Bases 307 to 864 code for a protein of 185 amino acids.